Molecule: messenger RNA, 1754 nt
Organism: Sander lucioperca (pikeperch)
Lineage: Eukaryota; Metazoa; Chordata; Actinopteri; Perciformes; Percidae
Gene: ccr6a
Product: chemokine (C-C motif) receptor 6a
Exons: 2
Coding region: 63-1190 (375 amino acids)
Biological process (GO): immune response; chemotaxis; G protein-coupled receptor signaling pathway
Cellular component (GO): membrane
Molecular function (GO): chemokine receptor activity
Source: RefSeq, a predicted model, not a curated record
UCCCUCCUCGCUGCACAGUUUGAUAUUUCUCUCUGUUCUGUCUCUGUUUACAGUGGAAGAAGAUGGAGCAGGAAACAAACUCAUCAGAUGACUACUCCGAUUAUAACGGGUCCAUAAUUGAACCUUGUCACUACCAGAACAACCACAGCAUUGAGCUGAUCAUCGGCACGUACGUGCACUCCAUCAUCUGCAUCCUGGGCUUCGUGGGGAACAGCCUGGUGAUCAUCACAUACGCUUUCUACAAGCGGACCAAGUCCAUGACGGACGUGUACCUGCUGAACGUGGCCAUCGCCGACCUACUCUUCGUGCUGUUGCUGCCUCUCAUUGUGUACAACGAGCUGUCGGCAUGGCCGAUGGGGCCGGUGGCGUGCAAGCUGCUGCGCGGCUCCUACAGCGUGAACCUGUACAGCGGCAUGCUGCUGCUCGCCUGCAUCAGCACCGACCGCUACAUCGCCAUCGUGCAGGCCCGUCGCAGCUUCAGACUGCGCUCGCUGGCUUACAGCCGCGUCAUCUGCACCAUCGUGUGGGCAUCCGCCGUACUGCUGUCCGUCCCGGACUUUUACUUCUACCACUGGUACGAGCCGUCCCACAGCGUGAUCAUGUUCAUGGAAGAAGAUGAAGUCGAAGAAUUAAUGAAUAUGCCUCCACAGUAUGUCUGCGAGUUCAGGUUCGUGGACAAAAACACAGCGUUUAAUGCCAAGAUGGCGGUGCCCAGCACACAGCUGGCCGUGGGCUUCAUCCUGCCGCUGCUUGUCAUGGUCUUCUGCUACAGCGCCAUCAUCGUCACCCUGCUGAAAGCCAGGAACUUCCAGCGGCACAAAGCAGUGCGGGUGGUGCUGGCCGUGGUGGCCGUGUUCAUCGUCUGCCACUUGCCGUACAACAUCACACUGCUCUACAACAUCGCCAAUAUGUUCAAGCUGCAGUCUUGCGAAGACUCGGACAUCCUGAAAGUGGCCUUGACGGUGACGCAGACCAUCGCCUACCUGCACUGCUGCCUGAACCCGGUGCUGUAUGCCUUCGUCGGCGUGAAGUUCAGGAACCACUUCAUGAGGAUCAUGCAGGAUCUGUGGUGUCUGGGGAAGAGAUACAUCGCCCCUGGAAGGUUCUCCAGGGUAACCUCCGAGAUCUACGUGUCCACCCGUCGAUCGGUGGACGGAUCCAGCGAAAACGGCUCGUCUUUUACCAUGUGAGGAUGCCCGGCGGGUUCAUGUGUGGAGCAGUAACAUCCCUCCUAGACCCAAAGACCAGAAACUCUCCUCCUAGACCCAAAGAUCCAGAAUCUUCCCUCCUAGACCCAAAGAUCCAGAAUCUUCUCUCCUAGACCCAAAGAUCCAGAAACUUCCCUCCUAGACCCAAAGAUCCAGAAUCUUCUCUCCUAGACCCAAAGACCAGAACCUCCCCUUCUAGACCCAAAGACCAGAAUCUUCUCUCUUAGACCCAAAGACCAGAAUCUUCUCUCCUACACCCAAAGACCAGAAUCUUCUCUCCUAGAACCAAAGACCAGAAUCUUCUCUCCUAGACCCAAAGACCCAGAAUCUUCCCUCCUAGACCCAAAGACCAGAAUCUUCUGUCUUAGACCCAAAGACCAGAAACUUCUCUCUUAGACCCAAAGACCAGAACCUCCCCUUCUAGACCCAAAGACCAGAAUCUUCUCUCUUAGACCCAAAGACCAGAAUCCUCUCUCCUAGACCCAAAGACCAGAAUCUUCCCUCCUAGACCCAAAGACCCAGAAUCUUCCCUCCUAGACCCAAAGA